AUGGUUUUUCUUCAACUUGAAUACGAUGAUAAGCGUAUACCGUGCGUAAACGUACAGCCGCUCAUUGAUGCUUCUCAAUCUGGUGACAAUGAAAGUUUACGGCGUCAAAGUAGCGGGAGCUCGUUCUCAAACAGUCGUAGUGAAGCCGACUCGGAACUGAGCAAAGAAGAUCGUGAACCAAACGCAACCGUUGAUUCUGUCGCUACUCUGUCAAGCUCGACACCGAAACAAUCAUCGGAGCAACCCGGACCGUCUGGAAUUCAACGCUCCACCUUCAGUUCGCCAUCACAUUUUUCGGGUAUAGGAAGUGUUUCCGAUCCUGAUACCUUCUGCGUUUACUCAUCCUCGCCCUCUAACUUCUGCCAAGGAAAAUUAACUCUUUUCCAACAAGGGUUACAGAAGGUCGGUGACAAAGUGCGGAAAGGUAUGAGGGGAUCCUCAUUCCGCCAAAUACCACACUCUUCUACAAUUUCGGACCUGCUUAGCGAGUGGAAUGCUUCAAGACGAGAAAACGAUCGAAAUCUUUCUACCACUAAAAACAGUCAAAACGUAAUUCGUGUGGCUGAUCUCCAUCAGCAGUCUGCUGACGACAUACUUGCAAAAUAUCAACCUAUUGCUUCCAUUUUUGCCAACGACGUGCAGGUGCCAAAUGAGGUCACUUCAUCCGCUUCCGAAAGUACACCUUCUGAGCAAGUACUUGCUUAUUAUUCCUCAGAUGAUCUGACGGAGUGCAGUAGUUCAAAAGUGGACUUAGUGGAAUUGAACGAUGACCAAGGCGACACACGCACGACUCGCCAUGGAGACUGUCUCAGACUGUGUACUUACAACGCGAGAACAGUUUCCACAGACGCUGACCUGCAUGCCCUUCUCGGAGCUGCAGAGCGUAUCAAAUUUCACGUGAUUGCUCCGCAGGAGACCAAGUGUAGAAGGAGCGACGUACGACAGAUGAAUGACGGUACACUCGUCAUUCGUGAAGAGAAGGUUCCGUCGCGAAAUGUAGGCGGUGUUGGUUUUGUGCGCCCAUCUGUCGUCCAUCUCGUCGAUUCUCACGAGAUCCUGUCACCUCGUCUGGCCAUUCUUCGCCUCCGCCCUCUGCGCCAAAAAUCCAUCAGUAUCAUCAACUGCUAUUCACCAACAUCAACAGCUGAUGAUUCCGAAUUGGACGCGUUUUACGAGGAGCUGGAAGUAGUCCGCAACGAGAAGUCCUUUUACAAACUCGUUGUCGGAGACUUCAACGCAAAACUAGGAAAGGCCACAGAAGAGGAAUACAGGAUUGGAAGAUUUGGACUAGGGGACCGGAAUGAAAAUGGCAAUCGUCUCGCCGGGCUGUUGUCCGCCGCUCGCCUCUUUCCUGGGAACUUUCUUUUCAUGAAAAAAGAUCAUCGACGGUGGACAUGGGAAUCGCCAAAUGGCGCGACUCGUGCGGAGAUCGACCACACACUCACCAAUCGGAGCCACACAAUGCAAAAGAACAUCUGCUAUCGGCAACGGAGGAGAAAAGAAGUCGUCUACGACGAUUGCGUACUCGAGGACUCUUUGUCCCAAGGUGACUGGCACAUCGAGGAGAACACAAACGUGGACUACGAGAUGCUGCUCAGAGGAUUACGAGCCUUUGCUGAACGUGCCUCGAAGCCGCGCACGACAAACUUGGAUCGAAUUUCGAAGACCACCAACAAACUGUUGGAAAGAAGAAGGGCUUUGAGGCUUGAUUCGAAUGCAUCGCACAUUGAGCGGUUAGUAGUAAACACUAGCUGCAGAAAAGCGUUGCAGGAGAAUCUUUUGAAAUACAGGCAGAAGAAGAUUCUGGAAGCAGCACAAAGAGGAACGAGUCUAAAGAACUGCCGCAGAAAUCUCGGCGAAUAUAAUAUUCCGCUAGCAACCUUGCUGAGCGAAGACGGGACUCGCACGUCUUCUCGUCGUGAGAUGGAAAUCAUUACGGAGAGGUUCUACUCGAACCUUUUCCGUUCAUCAACUACUGUGUCAAGCCCGAUCAUCCCCACUGAUGAAGCUCCACCACGGAUUCUCCCUUCGGAAGUACGAGUCACUAUCAAGAGCAUGAAACCUGGCACAGCCCCCGGACUUGAUUUUAUAUCAGCAGACUUUCUUCGGGCUGGUGGCCAUCCGCUUCAAAUAAUCUUAGCAGCGCACAUGACAUUCUACCUUCAGAAAGAAAGAAUCUCAGACCAGUAUAAGACCUCGCAAACCGUUCUUAUCCAUAAGAAGGGUGACCGAGAAGACCUUCGGAACUACCUUCCGAUAUGCUUGCUGAGCGUGUUGUACAAAGUAUUCACCACGAUCAUCAUCACGCGCAUAUCUAAGACGCUGGAUGAAGCCCUGCCUCAAGAACAAGCUGGAUUCCGUCAGGGAUUCAGCUGUUUGGACCACAUCCAGACCGUAUCGAGGGUUCUAACCUUCGUCGACUAUGAGAAAGCCUUUAACAACGUAGAAACGAAUGCAAUACUGUCAGCGCUGGUCGAUCAAGGUGUGGACGCGUCAGCUUUUCUGGAUGCGAAGAGAAAAUUACGCCUGGUUCUGAGUAGUGCGGAUAAUAUUCCUACCAUGCCGUUUGAUGGCAACUGCAGUGGAAUGAAGCAGGAGGACGAACGUGAACAACUGAUACUGUUAUUGCGUACUCUUUUAGCGGAGGCUGUAAGCGGAAGAGAGCAAGGUCUCGUAGCGCAUACAAGAGAAGUUAUGCGUUGCUUGCAGAUCUUUGAUAAUAAGGGAAUCUGCAAACUUCUGCGGACAAUGAAGGAGGAAUAUCGCAGAAGAUCUUCAUAUCUGCUGUACCUGCAACAGUCCAGAGUAACUCUUCUGCGACUAUCUACCUACAUCGAAAAACUUAUGUUAAGGACUCAGAGAGAAAAGACAUUAGUGGAAGAAUGUCUGGUAGAGGUUUUGGUUCGCUUCUACAUGGAAAACAAGGACUUACAAGUGAAGCGAUUUCUUCAGGAAUUUGUAGCACUCAACGCUCAGGGCAGUGAAAACGUGCAAACACGAGUAUUAGGAUAUGCUGUUUAUGAGUAUGUUGAAUCAUAA
Molecule: messenger RNA, 3039 nt
Organism: Necator americanus (New World hookworm)
Lineage: Eukaryota; Metazoa; Nematoda; Chromadorea; Rhabditida; Ancylostomatidae
Exons: 14
Coding region: 1-3039 (1012 amino acids)
Biological process (GO): chromatin remodeling
Cellular component (GO): nucleus
Source: RefSeq, a predicted model, not a curated record